Molecule: messenger RNA, 7020 nt
Organism: Pecten maximus
Lineage: Eukaryota; Metazoa; Mollusca; Bivalvia; Pectinida; Pectinidae
Product: importin-11-like
Exons: 26
Coding region: 437-3364 (975 amino acids)
Biological process (GO): protein import into nucleus
Cellular component (GO): nuclear envelope; cytosol
Molecular function (GO): small GTPase binding
Source: RefSeq, a predicted model, not a curated record
GAGUAAUGGCUGCGCCCAUGGUUUACUUUCCGGAGCAUGAUAGAAGAACUUUUCUUACCUUUGACAAGAGAGUCACACUUCACUUGACGAGAUUAUGUUCACAGAAGGGCAUAUUUACAACAAUUGCAUUGUUUUGUGACAACGAGAAAGACAUUUUAUCUUAAAAACGGAAGUUGACAUGCAGCUGAUUUUUUCAUUCAUUCAUUCCUAAAUUUAGUACGCCAUCCAACACUAAAAUAUAUCAAUAUACCACUCCAAGAAGAUCGACAGUUAGAAGGGAAACGAUGCAUUAUUCACUCUUGAGAAUUCGUACAUGUCAUGUUGCGGAAUUGUUCUGGUGUGAAUAUCAAUAGAUGAGUAUGCAUUCAAUGUGAGAAGUUUUUGACAACUUGCCAAAUGUAGUUUUCAGUCUUUAUCCAACAUAGAAGAGACAUAUAUGACAAUGGAGGCCGGCAAUGCCGGACCAUUGGUACUAGAAACUUUGGCCAAUGCGUGCAAUCAAAAUGCAUGUGUGUUUAAAACAGCAGAGAAACAGCUACAAGACUGGGAGAUACAGCCUGGAUUUUAUACCAUUUUAUCUGAAAUAUUCUGCAACCAUGAGUUGGAUGUGAAUGUACGAUGGCUGGCUGUCAUGUAUGCAAAGAAUGGGGUGGAAAGAUACUGGAGAAGGAAUGCCCCUAAUGCAAUUGCCGAAUCAGAAAAAGAUGGAAUAAAACAAAGACUGCUGUCCAAUUUCACAGAACCAGUACAUCAGAUUGCUACACAACUAGCUGUCCUGAUUGGGAAGAUUGCACGAUUAGAUUGUCCGCGGCUCUGGACCCAACUACUGCCAACACUGUUUCAAGCGGUACGCUGUCCUGACCACCUCAUCCAAGAGAGAGGGUUACUUGUGUUGCACCAUGUUACAAAGAUGCUGGCUUCAAAGAGACUGGCCCACGACAGAAAAUUAUUUGAAGAGCUAACUAAUGAAAUUUUCGGCUUCGUCCUACAACUGUGGCAGAGUCACCUGCAGGACUUUCUGGAGUCUGCAUCAAAACAUGAUGACAAGAUGGGCCAUUCACUGGACAAGGCUAUUCUGACCUGCCGCAUUUUAAGAAAACAGAUUGCUUAUGGUUUCAAGGAUCCUACCUGUAGUAACGACGCCAGUAAUUUCCUAAACCAAAUAUUUCCCAGUAUGAAGAGUAUGCUUGGCUGCAGACAGAGCAUGUGGGGUCAUCAUUUUAUUCUGGAGAAGUGUGAGAAGAUGAUUAUCCUCCUGACUAAGGUGCUGCUGGACCUACUGGAGUUCCAUCCUGUUUCCUACACUGGUCUCAUCAGGCCAACAUUAGAGUUUGCUGUCAGUUACAACUUCUCUGAAAAUGAAAAAGGACUGUUGUUUGAACGAUUCACUGUGAACACCUUUAACUUAAUCAAGGGUAUCCUCCAGAAUGAAAUGUACAGACCACUGAAAAAUGAGGAAGAACCCCAGGAGCCGUUGAGACAGGAAGCGUGUAAAGUGAAGGCAGAAUUCUUUAACUACGAUACGUUAUCAGAGAUAUGUCGCCGUCUAGUGUCCCAGUACUUUCUCUUGUCUGGGGACGACUUAUCCACCUGGGACUCUGACCCCGAGGAAUUCUGCCAAGAAGAGGUUGGAGACUCUUACCGAUAUUCAUUACGACCAUGUACAGAAACCCUCUACAUUGCGCUGUUUAAGGAAUAUCGGGCCUCUUUGAUCCCUGUACUACUACAGAUGGUCCAGACUGUACAAGCACCCUGUGAUCCUGAAGAUAUGGGGGCUAUACUACGCAAAGAUGGAGUGUACAAUGCUGUUGGUCUGGCAUCGUUUGAGCUGUUUGAUGAAAUCAACUUCGACGAAUGGUUCACCUCCCAUCUCAGACAAGAACUUCAGAUUAAACAUGUCAAUUACAGGAUUAUUCGGCGACGUGUGAUUUGGCUGUGUGCCCAGUGGGUCGGUGUGAAUAUGGCAGUUGGGACACGCCCACUUCUGUAUCAGGCUGUGCUGCCUCUCUUAAACAAGGAAGAGGAUCUGGUGGUCCGAAUAGAGGCCUCCCUCACCCUUAAAACUGCUGUGGAUGAUUUUGAAUUUAAUGUUGAUCAGUUUUUACCUUACCUGAAUGCUUCCUUCUCUAUGUUGUUUGAACUUCUGCAAGAAGUGCGUGAAUGUGAUACAAAGAUGCAAGUGCUACAUGUGAUAUCAUUUGUGAUAGAGAGGGUGGGGGCUCAGAUACGGCCCUACACCACCUCCCUAAUACAGUAUCUCCCGUCCCUGUGGCAAGAGUCGGCUGACCACAACAUGCUGCGGUGUGCUAUACUGACCACUCUUAUACACAUAGUACAGGGAUUUGGCUCGAUCUGCUCCAACAUGUACGACUUUCUGCUGCCCAUCAUCCAGAUAAGUACAGACGUAACACAGGACCAGCACAUCUACCUGAUGGAGGAUGGCCUUGAACUCUGGCAUGUGACCUUGCUUAAUGCACCCAACAUAACAGAACAGCUACUGCAGCUGUUUAAGAACAUGUCAGGUCUCCUGGAUUUGGGAACGGAAAACUUACGGAUGUGCCUCAAAGUCAUACAAGCUUACAUUGUGCUUGGUCCCAGAGAUUUCAUGCAGAGAUUUUCCUCCGAGUUAGCCUCCUCGCUCGCAAGUUUGCUGACAGACCUUCGUACUGAGGGCAUUGUCCUUAUUUUACGUGUGAUAGAACUUGUCUUUCAAAGUUUCCCUUCAGAAGGUCCUGAGGUAUUCCGUAGACUACUGCCAAGUCUACUAAAAGCCGUUAUAGAAGGGGAGGAACAUCCGAUGGUACUCACCGUUUAUCUGGGACUGUUUGCCAGGAUACUACUACAGAAUCCCGAGUUUAUGUGGAAAUUCCUUAAUGAAGUGGCUCCAGAAUUUGGUAAAUCGAGUGAAGCACUGCUCGGUGACAUUGUGGAUAUGUGGGUGAAUAAGAUAGACUGUAUUUCCCAACCUGAACGACGCAAACUUGUAGCAUUGGGGGCGUGUUCACUUCUGUCCCUCAAACUCAGCACUGUGAUGGAGAAAUUUGGCGGGAUUGUGUGUCUGAACGUCGAGGUACUGCACGAUGUUAGUACAAUCCCUGUGGACGAGGACACAGCCCUUCAACUAGAUUCCUUGGUGUUGUCUGACCAGGACGAUACACCAGAUGAUGCCGAGCAGGAGACUGAACAUGAUAAACGCAAGAGGAUGCUGUGCCGCCAAGACCCAGUACACAUGGUACCGCUGAAAGAGUAUGUCCUGUCCCAGUUAACAGCCUGUCAACAACUACACGGCCAGGCAACCUUUGAUAAACUUAUGUCCCAAGUUGACCCUGAAAUCCUCCAACAGCUGCGCGAGUUCUCUGGCUAAUUGUGUUCCAAUACGGAGUGAUUUUAACCAUCACACCAGAUUAAUAUUUGAAAACAUCUUUGUGAAUUAUUCCAUUGCUACUGGAUUUUAUCUGCUGUUUUUAACAAAAAUGAUGAUCCGUUUCAGUCUCUGAAAAAAAGUGAUGCAAGUGAUUUGACCUUUAAUGGUGAUACUUUCUGGUAUAAAGAAGGUUUGCAUUUUAAAAAUAAACAUGAAAUAUCUUAUAAAUGGCUUAUUUGUAAACUUUGGAAAGACGAUGUAUGUUCAGAGGAUUACAAAUACUGUUUUUUCCAAUUAGGGAUCACAGAGCGUUCCCAAGUGUUUUUGUGUUCAGAGUGUAUGUUAAUUUAUAAAUAUACAAUGUAGGAAAUGGAAAGCACCACCAGUGGUGUUCAGUCCUACAAAACUGUGAAUCAAGUCUUUCAUUGCUGUGGUAUAGAUUUGAAGCCACAAGGAAUGUUGGUGGAAAGAACCCUGUGGAGAUAUGAUUGAUCACUGUAAUUAUGUACUACAACUCUAUAUUAUUGCUUAAUUAAUCUCAACAACUUGGUGGUCAACAAACGAGAUGUGCUACAAAUGGUCAACUGGUCAUAGAAGUUAAAAGUCAUCUAGUCAAGAAAGUUACAAACUGUUAGGCAAUAUAGAUCGAGACAGGUUUUAAUUGAUAGCUGACUGGUCAAGGAAGUUAACAUUGAUUGAUGACUGGUCAAGGAAGUUAAAAUUGAUAGCUGACUGAUCAAGGAAAUUAAAAUUUAUAGUUAACUGGUCAAGGAAGUUAAAAUUGAUAGCUGACUGGUCAAGGAAGUUAAAAUUGAGAGCUGACUGGUCAAGGAAGUUAAAAUUGAUGGUCAACACUAGUACUCUUGAUCUGUGAUCAGAAAUGUGAUUUCAUGGAUUUUUUUUAAAGGAAAUUUACUGAAAGUUUUUAUCCUACUCUAUUUAUGUAUCUUUUGUAAUGAAGAGAUAUAUACAGAGGGACUAUAAGAUUGUAUAUAUAUACACAGAGAGAGUUUGUAAGUUUAAGCAUUAAUUUCUAAACAAUUAUUUUAUUUAUUCCUGUAGAAUAGCAAAUCCUUGUUAUAUUGUGUAAAAAACAUUUGCCAAUAUAUCAAGGGAGAUGUAUAUGUCAAAGUGAAAAAGGAAAUUGGGAUCUUUAUUCCAUGGAGACCUUGUAAACACAGUGAGGGGUUUUAUAUCAAGUUUACCGUAUUUAUCCCACAACAAACUCAUGUCUAUAACACCAUUAUGAUAAGUUCACCCUUAUCUAUUGUUCUGUAAGUCCACCCCCUGUCUUUAAUCCAGUAGUCCCCUGGACGUAUCACAGGAUAAGUACGGUAAGUGAGGGACAGUGUAUCAAGGUUUCACUCAUUAAGUGUUCAAACAGGAUGACAGAUAUGGAAGCAUUCCACUGGAAUUCAAAGAUGAAAUAGCUAAUUAUGUGAUACGUGUUUGACCAGAGGAGGAGAUUGAAUGGACAAUAUUGUAGUAUCAAAAACUGUAUUGUGUUUUGUAUUCAUCAUGUUAUAUAAACCAUUUCUUUAAAAGAAAGUGUGCUGUAUUUAUCCUCAAAUAAGCCCCCUCCGCCCAGCUGUGUAAAAGUUAUGUAUUAAAGUUUGGGGAGGGCUAAUUGGUAAACCACUUUAAGCUUACUAUUUAAAGAUUAAUGAUGCGAUACAAAUGAAAUAGGGGGCUUAUUUGUGAGCAAGAGCUUAUUGUAACAGGUUUAUUUGCAGAUAAAUACAGUAAUAAUUGUCAAGAGUACUUCUGAAAAUAUGUCUACUUGCAAGCCUGAAUACUUAUGUUAAAUAUGUUAUUAUGUACUUUUGAUAGUGUAAUGUACUAAAUAUUCUGGAUGUACAAUUGAUAUUUAUGUGCCGAGUUUGUGAUAGACAGAAUUUCCCCAUGCAUACACAAAGUAUUCUGAUCCCACUUAGCCAUGGCUUUUGUGACAACAGUAUGUAAUGUUACUACAUGUAGUAAUCUUCAUAUCAUUGAAAAGUGACGGGAAUGUAUACAUUUAGGUAUAACCCUCAUAAAAAAAAUAGGAUAAUUCAAAGCUCUAAGACUUGUAAAUGUAUUAAAUCUGAAACUUACCCAGUAAUCAAACAAGGUCUGAAAAAUGGACAUAAUGAAAACUCGGAUGCGUUGUUAGAGAGAACUAAGAUAUAAACCACAAUAUGCUUUGUUCGUUAGUUGGUAAAUAAAAUAAAAUUGGUGUCAUAAUGAAGGCUUCUUUGAUUUUACAAAAUGUUUCAAGUCAUGCUCAGCCAUUAAUUCCUUGCUAAAAGUAACUUCUAGAAACAUAGUCUGUUUCAGCUCAAACUUUUUUGUAAUGCAUUUUUCUAAAACAAAAACAAGAUAUGAAAAAGUUAUAAAAAAAUAUAAAAAUAAAAAGUACAUUUGCAAUAAAUAAAAAAAUGACAAAAUUAAGUAUUUGAAAAUGAAUUUGAAAAAAAAGAAAUAUAUAAAAACAAGUGAAUAAUCCUGCAAUAAAUAAAAAUGAAAAAAAUAAGUAUUUGAAAAUGAAUUUGAAAAAAAAAUGUAUAAAAACAAGUGAAUAAUCCUGUGCUGAUAAAACUUCAUUUUGGAAUUUAAAUUAAUAGGAUCAAAAUGAAAGAUGAUAACUUGCCAAGGGAAGUAACUGUAUUCCUGGAAAACAACGUUUUAUUUGCCUAUUUAGUAUGAUGGUAAAAACAAAAUUUGAAAUGUAUUGAUAUGGUGUUGAUCUGAAAAGGUACAAGCUUAAGAAUUUCUGUAUGAUUUUGUGGGAACUAAUGUUCAAGUGCAUUGUGAGGGGCACAAUAGUCGUACAUAGGCCUGACUGUGUGAAAAUUGUUAUGACCCUAUAUUCAGAUAUCCCUGAAGUCCUGCCCUGUGUUUAAAUGUAGACUGCUAUUGAAUAAUGUAUUUCACUCAAUUUUGCCAUGUUACGAUCCACAAGCCUUCACCUAUCCAGUGUUUCCCUGAUCUGUUUUGUUAAAUAUCUUUAAUAUUUUGGUGCUAUUUAUCUUAUAAAUAUAUCAGUGUGUGAUUAUUAGUAAAUCUAAAAGUAAACAAUUGAUUAGAUCAUUGUAAGCUAAGUUUAUGAGCUAUAUAGCUUUUGAUUAAUAUUCAUUAAGUGUGAUUAAUGUGGCUAUUAUCUAUAUAUAACUACAUAUAAAUUUAAUUGUCAAGUAGUAAUAACAACAGUACAGACAAGUAAAUUGUCGAAUUUUCGAGGUAAUCUGCCCCUUUAUCAAGACACAGGUAAUAUGAUAUGUUAUGUUAUGUAAUACAUGUAUAUAAAUUGAUAUAUAAUACAUAGUAUGAUUUCUAAAACACAUUUUCCCAACUGUCUUAUUCGGGGGAGUAAGCUUUCCUUCGAGAAUGUUGGUGGUCCUGAUGGAAAUCCCAGGUAUUAUACACAGUGGAACCUGUCUAAUCUGACAAUUUGUAGGACACAGCAUAUUUGUCAGAUAAGAGAGGGUACCAGUAUGCACACAUCUUGUUUGAUAGUUUUGAUUAAAAAGAUAUGUUAUGUUGCAAUUUUAAUCGAAAAGCUAUCCAUUAGAACAGAGUCGGAUACGAUAGGGUUCACUGUAUCAUGACUGUCCUAAGGUGUUUUUUUUAUGUUUAUCUGUUUCAGUUAUGCUACAAUAAACCAAAUUCCCAUUUCU